CUCUCUCAUCUCCUCUGUCAGCACCUAGAGUCAGUUUGGACUCUAGGUGUAGGAAAGGAGCUGGGUAAGUAGGCACUGUUUCAGAGGACAGCUUUGCCUGUCUGUUGGAAGGGGCAGAGCUCUCAGUCACCUGGAGCAGACAGACAGCGGAAGCAUUUGCAAGUGUGCUCCUGCUUCCUGCAGGCAGGCUUAUGUGAUUCACCCUGUAAGGGUGAAAGGAGAAGUUGCAAUCUGAGAAUUAAGACUUGUUCUGAUACCAUCUGAUUGAAGGCCACACCAAGCAGUCUGCUUUCUCUUUCCUUCAGGCCAAUAGCAUCAUGCACCCUUGGGUAGCCAUCCUGGGCCUCCUACUCCUUCCAGAUGGUGUAACCUCUUACAAUCAAGUGACUAGAGUGGUGGGUCAGAGUGUCACUCUACCCUGCUACUAUAAUGGAGAAGUCACAAGCAUGUGUUGGGGCCGAGGGGCAUGUCCAUGGUUUGAUUGCGGAACUAACAUCAUCCGGACUGAUGGAUACAGAGUCACCUAUCGGAGGGAUGGACGUUAUCAGCUAAAUGGCAAUAUUCGUGGAAGGGAUGUGUCUUUGACCAUAAACAAUGCUGCCGUGUCUGACAGUGGCUUGUAUUGUUGCCGAAUUGAGGUGAGAGGGUGGUUCAAUGACAUAAAAACCACCCUAGAGUUGAGGAUCAAUCCAGCUCCACCUACAACGACAACGACCACCACCACUACAACAACAACUACCAGCACUACUCCUACAACCACUACCACUACUCCAAGUAAAACUACCACUACAAGAAGGACAACUACCACCACUACUCCAAGAAGAACCAAUAGAAGAAAGAGAGCUGCUAACACUACUCAAAGAAGAAGCAAUAGAAGAAAGACAACUCCCACCACUACUCUAAGAAGAAGCAAUAGAAGAAAGACAACUGCCACCACUACUCUAAGAAGAAGCAAUAGAAGAAAGACAACUGCCACCACUACUCUAAGAAGAAGCAAUAGAAGAAAGACAACUCCCACCACUACUCCAAGAAGAAGCGAUAGAAGAAAGACAACUGCCACCACUACUCCAAGAACCACUACCACCACCACCACUACUCCAAGAACAACCACCACUACUAGAAAGACAACCAUUACUACUACUCCAACAACGACUACCACUAUUCCAACAACCACCACUACUACCCCCAAAACAACAACAACCGAGACUCCAACAACCACCACCACCACCUCCACUACUCCAAGAACAACCACCACUACUAGAAAGACAACCAAUACUACUACUCCAAGAACCACAACCACCACCAGCACUACUCCAAGAACAACCACCACUACAAGAAAGACAACCAUUACUACUACUCCAAGAACGACUACCACUACUCCAACAACCACCACUACUACUCCCAAAACAAUAACCACGAUGACUCCAACAACCACCACGACUCCAACAACCACCACCACCACCUCCACUACUCCAAGAACAACCACCACUACAAGAAAGACAACCAUUACUACUACUCCAAGAACCACUACCACCACCAACACUACUCCAAGAACAACCGCCACUACGAGAAAGACAACCAUUACUACUACUCCAACAAUGACUACCACUAUUCCAACAACCAGCACUACUACCCCCAAAACAACACCCACCACAACUCCAACAACCACCACCACCACUACUCCAACCACAAUGGUCACCACUGCUCCAACAACCACCACCACUGCUGUGCCAACAACAAUCAACACCACUACUCCAACCAUGACAGUCACCACUGCUCCAGUGACAGUGAGGUCCUCUACUUCUGCUCCUCCAAUGCCAGCACCCACAAAGGACCUCCAGCCAGCUUCUUUAUCUUCUCCAACUCAGACAGCAGAAAGCCAGCCUACUACCCUGUAUGAAACAAACAUAACCAGCUCACCAUGGCACUCUUGUUCAACAGAAUAUGUCACUGAAACCUGGUCAAGUAGACUUGGCAGCAUGGAACAGACAUUGCAGCAGCUGUAUCCCCACAACUUCUGUGACUGCUGCCGUCUUGGCAGCAUCUCUGAGGCCCUUCAGCCAAAUCCUCACAGUGCCCGAGUCACACUUCAGCGGGUUAAAGCCUCACAAAGCAAAGAAUGUUAG
Bubalus bubalis (water buffalo) is the source of this 2126-nucleotide messenger RNA. Its product is annotated as hepatitis A virus cellular receptor 1-like. Gene Ontology annotation, biological process: positive regulation of mast cell activation; phagocytosis, engulfment. The transcript has 6 exons. Gene Ontology annotation, cellular component: cell surface. Gene Ontology annotation, molecular function: virus receptor activity; phosphatidylserine binding. The record is from RefSeq and is a predicted model, not a curated record. Lineage: Eukaryota; Metazoa; Chordata; Mammalia; Artiodactyla; Bovidae. Bases 318 to 2126 code for a protein of 602 amino acids.